AUGGCGGAAAACGACUUUAUUUCUGAAGGAAGCCGUAAACAACGGGCUUUAAAGUAUCUCUAUGAAUAUGAAACCACGAAAUGAAACUAAAAUUAUCCGAAAGUGGUACCAGAGCUUUCUUUCUGUGGUACUUUUGUUUGAUUCUUGGAGGAAGUAAAGAGAUUCAACGCGAUCGAAAAUGAGUUCUCGUUUCAUGGGAGAAUCGAUUGAGGACUUCAAAGUCCAGGAGCUACUGGGCAAAGGUGGAUUUGCCUGUGUUUAUCGUGCUCUCUGCUUGGCCACUGGACAGGAGGUUGCCAUCAAGAUGAUUGACAAGAAACUCAUGAAAACAUCAGGCAUGGUUGCACGAGUUAUAAAUGAAGUAGAAAUUCAUUGGCAACUCAAACAUCCUUCCAUAGUUGAGCUAUACAACUACUUUGAAGAUGCAAAUUAUGUCUACUUAAUCAUGGAAAUGUGCCACAAUGGAGAAAUCAACCGCUAUCUCAAGAAAACAGGGAGACCAGUGGGUCAAAAUGAAGCUCGUCACAUAAUGACUCAAGUGGUCAAAGGAGUUUUGUAUCUUCACUCGCAUGGCAUUAUUCACCGGGAUCUUUCACUUGGAAAUAUUCUUCUGACCAGGGAAAUGGAUGCAAAAAUUGGUGACUUUGGCCUUGCAGCAAGACUAACAAUGCCCAAUGAAAAACACUACACUAUGUGUGGAACACCAAACUACAUUUCACCUGAAAUAGCAACUAGAGGCCCUCAUGGUCUUGAGUCUGAUGUCUGGUCACUGGGUUGUAUGCUUUAUACUCUGAUUGUUGGAAGUCCUCCAUUUGAUACUGAGGCUGUAAAAAGCACUCUGAACAGAGUAGUCCUGGCUGACUAUGACUUGCCCUGUGAUCUCUCAUCAGAGGCCAAAGAUCUAAUCACUCAGUUACUCAAGAAGAACCCAGGAGACAGGAUCACACUAUCAGGGAUUUUAGAUCAUCCAUUUAUGACACAAGAAAGCUUGCUGAAAUUUUCUUCCAAGAAUCAGCUAUGUCCCCCAAAGCAUGUUGCAGAACAGUCAAUGGACAGUGGAACAGGGACCAUGGCUACAGUAUCCACAGGAUUAGGUAGAUCCUCAAAAUCCAUUCGCAACAACAGUGAGCUUACAAAAGCCACAGGGAUAAAGGGAAAUCCUUGUACUGACACUUUAGCUGAGGGAUCAGAGGACCAUCUGUCUGACAUGUGGCCUCGGCAUGCCAGACACCCACCAUCUCCACCUGUUAGACAGAGAGCGAGUCAUAGUGAAAGUACCGGUGAAUUGAAGACAAGUUCUACAAGAGACCAAAUACGUGGAACAGAAGUGGCUCCUGCCUCAUCCAUUGGCCAAAAACAGAGUGCCACCUCUCCUUCUUGGCUGUCUAAUAUCACUGCUUCCACAUUCGGAAGAAAAAAAUCAAAGGAGGAGUUGAAUACUAGCAAUGGUGAAAAUAGACUUAAAGGAAAAUUCAGGAACUACAAUGCCAGCAAAUAUAGCAGUUCAUUUGGACAGACCCUUGGCGACUUCCUCAAAAAUGCAGCUCAUGGGACAAACACAAGCAGCAGUGGGUUCAGCAGCAGUGGAAAAGACAUGUGUCAUCACGAAAAGGCUCAUCAGUCUAAAACCUCUGAUGUUAACAGCCAUAGUUUAUCAAAAAGGUCCUCUUCCAAUGUCAGUUCUUCAACCCACAUGGACACUGCUCAACAGGACAAAUUAUUUCAACAUCGCCGAAAAGGAAGUGACAGUGUCACAAAAGAUUCUGGGUUAGACUUUUCCCAAGAUUGCUCGAGUGGUAGGUCUGCAACCCAAACAUCUGCUGAACAACGGAAGAGAAACCACAGAUCUAAAUCUGACAUUUCACGAGCUAAGUCCUUGGGAGACAUUGUAGAACCUUUAAAUUCAGAAAGGCUUAGGCCAAUAAGACAGAAGAAAGGAAAUGCAGUUGUCAGCAUCACCGACAAUGGUGAAGUGUGUUUGGAGUUCUUCCAUCAUAAACACGGGGAAGACAGAGUGUUUGAGGUGCUUCGAAUAUCCCAAAAUGGGAUGAAGAUAUGCGUGUAUCAACCCAAUGGCAAGACAGGUGUGCCACUGUCCUUACAACCUCCAUCUCCUCCUGUUGGGUGUGAAUCAUUGAGUUCAUACUUGUUCUCCAAUUUAUCCUCAAAAUAUUGGAAAAAGUACCAGUAUGCCACUAACUUUGUCCAUCUUGUGCGCAAAAAGACACCAAAGGUUACCAUGUAUUCCAAACAUGCAAAGUGCAUGUUGAUGGAAAAUUCUCCUCAUCCAGACUUUGAAGUGUGCUUUUAUAAUGGGGCCAAAAUCCACCAAUCUCAUCAAUGCACACGCAUCAUAGAGCCUGGAGGAGUGUCAUACACUUUAGAGUCUGUUGGUGGAGUGGAAGGUGCUACGCAGGAGAUGAAACCACUGUUAGAACACGCUCAGAAAUGUUAUCAGCAAUGUGUUCAUUUAGAGAGAUUGAUCAGCAAGGAAGAGUUAGACAGCAAUGGGGGACAGUACUUUCCAUUUAUUGUGUGCCGUAGGCCACCAGCAUCCAGGAAGCCACCAAAGGAGAGUAAUGUUCAUUCUGAAGAUCAUAAUUCUACCAGGCGUCCAGACUCCUUUGAAAAUCUUACUGUGACAUCUCCUAGCACCAUAGCACCAGUGUCGACAUCUCUGAUGUCAUUUGAUGGCACCAUUGCCAGCACCAUCCACAAUUCAAGACAGUCUUCAGCAGGGCAAAAUACAAGAGUUGACAACAGGACAGCACCUCAUGGUAGUGAAUUGCAGAGGAUCUCCAAAUCUCAGUGUGGACAAGAAGCAAGAAACCAAGAGAGUGAGCUAACAGAUAGGGGUGUGUCAAGGCAGGACUCAACAUCACAAGUCAUCAAAAGUGUGUUUGUUCAAGGAGUUGGCUGGGCAUCACAGUUGUCCAGUGGGGAGGUUUGGGUGCAGUAUAAUGAUGGCUCCCAGAUGAUCAUUCAGUCAUCUGUGACAAGUAUCAAGUACACAGAUAGUAGUGGAAUGAUAACAAGAUACAAUCACACAGACAGAUUACCAGAACCAAUCAAGGAGAAGCUAUGUCACCUACCUGUCAUUAUAGAGAAUCUCGCAGCUUCCCCCAAGAUUUCAGCGACCCCCAAGAUUUCAGCGAGUAGAUGACAUGUUCAUGAAAGUGAGGCUAGACCUUUAUAUAAGAAAAGAAGAAACACAAUGUGCAGUUAGAAAUUUAACAGAACAGGUUUUAUUUAUAUAUCCUUUAUGAUGGAUUUGUUAAAAAAAAAAAUGUAAAAAUCCAAAUUUUUAAGUCAAGUUUACUGUGACAUAGUAAGGUUAUUAUUAGUUGGAACUGAUCAACAACACUUGUCAAAUUUAUUGUCAAAUAUUACAUUUUUUUUAAAAGUGCUGUAAUCUUGAUUUCUUGCAUUAGCAUCUCAUGCAAGUCUCAACCCUUCAACUCCAGGAAGUGAUUAACAUGUAACUUCUCCCUAUAAUAUUCACACGUUAUCUAGAAAACAGGUAAUGAACUCAAACUUAUCAGGUUAAGGAUUUUAUCUCAACCAAGUUCUUGUAACUAAUUUACAAGGAAAUAUUGAGCAGCUGAAGGGAGAAUUAACAAUCAGAUCAUGGGAGUUAAAGGUUUAAGAUGUUGGUUUUAACAAAAGGAUUUUUCCAAGCAGCUGUGUAAGAGGCAGUGAAGGUGGCGGGUUGCUAAUUAAGUGUUAGGAAAUAUUUUUUUUUAAUAAAAUUUUUAAACCAUCACAUAAAUCUUGAU
Molecule: messenger RNA, 3776 nt
Organism: Pocillopora verrucosa
Lineage: Eukaryota; Metazoa; Cnidaria; Anthozoa; Scleractinia; Pocilloporidae
Product: serine/threonine-protein kinase PLK4
Biological process (GO): mitotic spindle organization; protein phosphorylation
Cellular component (GO): cytoplasm; nucleus; kinetochore
Molecular function (GO): ATP binding; protein serine/threonine kinase activity; protein binding
Source: RefSeq, a predicted model, not a curated record